AGAGGAGCACACAUUACUACAAUUGUAGCAAUGAGGCUUUUAAAUUUCUUCUUUACCUCCUAUCAUUUCUUCUUUUUGCUCUCGCAACAGAGUCCCACCAUUGCUACCAAAAAGUCUUUUGUUGUGUACUUGGGUGAGCACUCUCAUGGACCUGAAUUAUCGUCUGUUGAUCUAAAUCAAGUUACCAAGUCGCACCAUGAGUUUCUUGGAUCAUUCUUGGGAAGUGGUGAUAAUCCUCAAGAUGCUAUUUUUUACUCCUACACAAGACACAUCAAUGGUUUUGCUGCAAAACUGGACGAUGCCGUAGCUGCUGAGAUAGCAAAGCAUCCAAAAGUGGUGUCAGUUUUCUUAAACCAAGGAAGGAAGCUACAUACAACUCAUUCAUGGGAGUUCUUAGGACUCGAGCACGGUGGCCGGAUUCCUGCAAACUCAAUCUGGAACAAGGCAAGAUACGGUGAAGAUACAAUUAUCGGAAAUCUUGACACUGUGCUUUUGUUCAAUGGAAUUGUGUUAGGUGUUUGGCCUGAAUCGAAAAGCUUUAUCGAUGAAGGGUUGGGACCGAUUCCAUCUAAGUGGAAAGGAAUUUGUGAAAAUGAGAAAGAUGCUACAUUUCAUUGUAAAAGGAAGCUAAUUGGAGCAAGGUACUUCAAUAAAGGCUAUGCUUCUGUUGCUGGACCACUCAACUCCACUUACGAUUCUCCACGCGACAAUGAUGGCCAUGGAUCACACACAUUAUCAACAGCUGGUGGUAACUUCGUGGACAAGGCAAGUGUUUUUGGCUUGGGAAAAGGAACUGCAAAAGGAGGAUCACCGAAAGCUCGAGUGGCAGCUUACAAAGUAUGCUGGCCACCCGUGGCAGGAGAUGAAUGUUAUGAUGCUGAUAUAUUGGCAGCCUUCGAUAUCGCCAUUCAUGAUGGUGUUGAUGUGCUUUCUGUUUCACUUGGAGGGGAUCCCUCCGCAUUUUUCAAUGAUAGCAUUGCAAUUGGUUCUUUUCAUGCUAUUAAGCAAGGCAUUGUCGUCGUUUGUUCAGCUGGCAAUUCUGGUCCUGCUGAUUCUACUGUGUCCAAUAUUGCCCCUUGGCUUAUCACAGUUGGAGCUAGUACCAUGGAUAGGGACUUCCCUAGUUAUGUUGUCCUCGGCAACAAAAAGCGCUUCGAGGGACAAAGCAUAUCAUCUACGGGCUUGCCGAAGAACGAGUUCUUCCCAAUAAUCAGUGCUGCAGAUGCCAAAGCUGCUAAUGCUUCAAUACUAGACGCUCUGGAAUGCCAGGAUGGGACACUUGAUCCUAAAAAAGCAAAGGGAAAGAUCUUGGUCUGCCUUCGUGGAGUAAAUGCAAGAGUAGACAAGGGACAACAAGCACUUUUAGCCGGUGCUGUUGGGAUUGUUCUUGCGAAUAAUGAGGAUACUGCGAAUGAUAUUAUCGCUGAUGCUCAUGUCCUUCCUGCUACACAUAUCAACUUCAGUAAUGGUGUGUCUGUAUAUCGUUACAUCAAUUCAACCAAGAAUCCUGUUGCUUACAUUACUCGUGCAACCACAAAACUUGGAACAAAGCCAGCUCCCUUCAUGGCAGCUUUUUCAUCAAAUGGACCCAAUAAAGUAACCCCAGAGAUACUUAAGCCUGAUAUCACAGCCCCAGGAGUGAGUGUUAUAGCUGCCUACACUCUAGCAGAAGGGCCAACAAAUCAAGACUUUGACAAGCGCCGGGUUCUAUAUAACUCUAUAUCGGGCACUUCAAUGUCAUGUCCUCAUGUUUCUGGUAUCGUUGGCCUUCUUAAAACCCUCUAUCCUCAUUGGAGUCCUGCAGCAAUUAAAUCAGCCAUCAUGACCACAGCAACGUCCGAGGAUAACAAUAUGGAACCAAUUGUGAAUGCAUCCUACUCUAAGGCAACACCAUUUAACUAUGGAGCAGGACAUGUGCAACCAAACGGUGCCAUGGACCCUGGAUUGGUUUAUGACUUAACUGUCAAAGAUUACCUGGACUUUCUUUGUGCCUUGGGGUACAACAAAACACAAAUUUCAUCCUUUUCUGGAAAGACCUACAAAUGCUCCAAGUCCAUUAGUCUAACCAACUUGAACUACCCUUCUAUCACAGUCCCUAAUCUCUCAGGCUCGAUCACAGUGAAACGAACCGUCAAAAAUGUUGGGUCUCCGGGCACUUACAGAGUUCGUGUUAAGAAGCCGGCAGGAAUUUCUGUGUCAGUUGAACCAAAGAGCUUGGAGUUCAGUAAGGUUGGCGAGGAGAAAAGUUUUAAUGUUAGCCUGGAAAUUAAAAAGGCCAAAGCAGCGAAGAAUUAUGUAUUUGGAGAAUUGAUAUGGUCAGAUGAUAAACAACAUCAAGUGAGGAGUCCUAUAGUGGUGAAGGCAGUCUAUAAGAACUGACAUAUUUGUCUUUAAUGGAAAUUAGUCCAGCCUUAUUAAUUUCUACCUGAUCAUGGCUACAAUAAUAUAGCCUUAAUUAUGUCUCAUUAUAAUUCUUCAGCAGGGAUGUUAUUGCUGUUAUUCUAAU
Molecule: messenger RNA, 2506 nt
Organism: Pistacia vera
Lineage: Eukaryota; Viridiplantae; Streptophyta; Magnoliopsida; Sapindales; Anacardiaceae
Product: subtilisin-like protease SBT5.3
Exons: 11
Coding region: 31-2379 (782 amino acids)
Biological process (GO): proteolysis
Molecular function (GO): serine-type endopeptidase activity
Source: RefSeq, a predicted model, not a curated record